Messenger RNA from Neoarthrinium moseri, 483 nucleotides. RefSeq lists its product as uncharacterized. Bases 1 to 483 code for a protein of 160 amino acids. The transcript has a single exon. The record is from RefSeq and is a predicted model, not a curated record. Gene Ontology annotation, cellular component: endoplasmic reticulum membrane. Lineage: Eukaryota; Fungi; Ascomycota; Sordariomycetes; Amphisphaeriales; Apiosporaceae. Gene Ontology annotation, biological process: vacuolar proton-transporting V-type ATPase complex assembly.
AUGGCAUCCUUCUUUGAAGAGAUAUGGAACUCCAUCUUCACCCCCGGCACCACCCCGACCCUCCUGAUUGCGACCAACGUGACGUUCGCUGCGCUUCAGGUCGUGCUGUUUGCCCUGCUGCUCGCGACUUACAGCAUCCACUUUGUAAUACUUUCCGUCCUCUGCGGAGGGUUGUGGUCUGCAAUCAACUGGUUCGCCUCGGAGUUGCAGAAGGAGCAAGCCAAGGCUGCCGAGCAGAAGGCAAAGGAGGAUGCGAUAGCUCGGCAAACGGCCGAUGACAGCGAUGAGACAGAGGUUGAGUCUGCCGAGUCGAAGAUACGGUCGCCUAUAGCGCCCGUGUCUGCAAGCAACGAGGUUGAGGUCGUGGAGCCGGCUGGUGAGCUGAAGCAGAGGCUGGACACCUCGCCGGGCUACAAGUCCGGGGUGAGCACCGAGGACGAGUGGGAGAAGGUCUCGGAGAACGAAACCGAGAAAGACAAAUAA